Heterobasidion irregulare TC 32-1 is the source of this 309-nucleotide messenger RNA. RefSeq lists its product as uncharacterized. The coding region runs from base 1 to 309 and encodes 102 amino acids. The record is from RefSeq and is a predicted model, not a curated record. Lineage: Eukaryota; Fungi; Basidiomycota; Agaricomycetes; Russulales; Bondarzewiaceae. The transcript is spliced from 2 exons.
AUGUUUCCCCCGGCGUUUCUUUUCUCUUCUUGGGUAGAUUAUGGCUAUUUGUGCGCUAGGGGGUGUGUACUAGCUUAUUGUUGUAGGCGCGCGCGCGCGCCGGCGUGUCCCGUCGGAUGUCUUGCAGGGAUGUGGUGCGGCGCGGCGCGGUGGUGUUGCAAUACGGAUAAGUGGCCCCGACGCGGGUUUAUGAUCGGCCUCCUUUCUCCCUGUCGACGCGAAAGUCGGCCGACCGACGCAGCGUGUCACGGCGGCGGAUUUGAUUUCGGAGUGAGGCCGGAAGGCGAAAAACAAUUACGACGGCCGUAG